CUUAGUUGGUACACCUCAUUGGACUUGUUUUAUUUGACAAGAAACCAGAAACGAGGGUACAUAUUACUAACACUCAGCCACACCACCAAUGAAAACAAUAUCAAGAAUGGUGUUACCAAGUGUUGGUGUACAAUUCACUCCAUUUUCAAUCCACCGAACACACACAAUACGACCAACAACAACAACAACAACAACACAUUCUUUCAAAAAACAUUCACUUUCAAACUCAACCAUAAACAUGUCAUCGUUUCCCAAUAACACGACCAGGAAACUUCCAAUUCUUCUGUUUGAUAUCAUGGACACCAUUGUUCGCGACCCUUUCUACAAAGACAUCCCUUCUUUCUUCGGUAUGUCCUUCAACGAACUCAUAGAUUCCAAACACCCAGCCGCUUGGAUUCAAUUCGAAAAGGGUCUCAUUGAUGAGGUGGAGCUAGCAAGAAUUUUUUUUAAGGAUGGAAGGGAUUUUGAUUUAGAAGGCCUUAAAGCUUGUAUGAGAAAUGGAUAUUCAUACAUAGAAGGGAUUGAACAAUUGCUUCUAGCCUUAAAGAAAAAUAACUUUGAGAUGCAUGCUUUUACUAACUAUCCUAUAUGGUAUCAGUUGAUUGAAGACAAGUUAAAGCUAUCAAAAUAUUUAUCUUGGACAUUUUGUUCGUGCACUUAUGGAAAGAGGAAACCAGAUGCUGAAUUCUAUAUGGAAGUUGUGAGGCAUCUUGAAGUUGAUCCAGCAUAUUGUAUUUUCAUAGAUGACAGACAAAAAAAUGUGGAGGCAGCAACUGAAGUUGGGAUCAAGGGUGUACAUUUCAAGAAUGUUGAUUUACUGCGCGAAGAACUGUCAUUGAUGGGGGUUGACAUUUUAAAAGAUGAAGAUCAAUAGCUUUUUAUUUAUUUAUUUAUUUGAAUACAACAAUUUCUUUUACAUGGUUAAAAUGACUUCGGAAGGUCAAUUCAUGGGCCUUUUUAAAAUUAGGGCCUAACUUUAAAAACCCCUAUUUUAGAGAUCUAAAAUUUUAGGGAAAUAGUAACUCUCCACCUAAGUAGUGGAAAAACACCUUAUAAAAAUUCAAAAUUGUCGAUAAAUUUUCGGA
Lathyrus oleraceus (garden pea) is the source of this 1085-nucleotide messenger RNA. RefSeq names its product flavin mononucleotide hydrolase 1, chloroplatic. The record is from RefSeq and is a predicted model, not a curated record. Lineage: Eukaryota; Viridiplantae; Streptophyta; Magnoliopsida; Fabales; Fabaceae. Bases 89 to 874 code for a protein of 261 amino acids. The transcript has 6 exons.